CUGAAGCGACCAACGACGUCAUCACAACACCAGCCUUAAACCCCCUCAGGUGGAGGAACUCUGGGAAAUGUUGAUUUUGAUGGUUAGGGCAUGACAGCUGUACGUCGUGUGUCUUAAGGAGCCCAGAACGAUACCAAGACCGACGAGCACAACUCUGGUCACACACUGCGUGCGACGCCUCCGGGACGCACCGUGCAUGAGCGAGCAUGCAAACUGUGACGUCGUCACCCAUCUUGUCGGCUCAAUUAUGUCGCCGUUGAAGGCUGAAAAGUCUCCAAGCAAGAUAAACCCACAAAAAUGGAUGAUACUGAGGUAAUGAGUGUCGUGACUCAGGCUAGUGACACGUCAGCGAAAAGUGAAAAACAAGUGGCCUCACAAGGGGAAAAAGGUGGUGGAAGAGGAUUUGAAGAAAAUAAAGGCGCUGUUCCGGUGAGAGAGAGAGAUCCAUGUGGUUUGUUGGUGCUGUUCCCAAUUUGUAUUACAGCAGCCAUAGCCCAAAAAUUGCUGAUGAUGGGCAAGACAGCUAGGGAGAUAUUGUUUGGAAGGCGAUGCUUCAUGAAAUACACCAAUGAAGUAGAUGCAAAGAAGACAAAGAACAAACUGUGUAAAAUUCAAUUAGACGGGAUCAAACCACACGUUAAUUCACCCUUCCGACUCCGGAAAGUGGAAAUGAUGCCUAUGAAAGGUGUAGAUGAGGGAACUCAUACAGGUAAAGGUCCUGUAGAUGAGAGUAAUGAAGAAGCAUCCAUUUCUGCCAAGAAAGAGGAGGAUCCAUAUAGUGUGUUGCUACUCUUCCGGAAUCCUAUUACAGCUCAAACAGCAUCAGAGCUACUGUCUGUGGGCCAAACCGCCUCGGAAUUAACGUUCCUUAAAAUGUGCUACAUGACAUAUCCCACUGAAGAGGCCGCAUUGAGAACAAAGAAUGAAAUAUGUAAAAUGGAUUUCAAUGGAAUCACACCACACGUUGAAACGGCUUUUAUACCACGAGAAGGGAGACAGAGUGAUAGAAAGUGUGUGGCCAAGGAAAGACUUGGAACUUGUGGAAAAAAAUGUCCUGUUAAUGAGGUGAAUGAAGAAGCGUUCAUUUCGGACAAGGCUAAACUGCCCUCAAAUAAAGUGAUGAGAAGAAAACUACAGCAGGAAAUUAAUUCAGCCAGACCCCCAAUUGCUUCAGCAAAUGAUGAAAGUGUACAUGUGACAGCAUAUGAAAGAAACCUUAAUGAAGGUCAGCAUUGUUUGAGAGUGGCUCUCCAGCUAUACAAGACCAUAGCCCGUAGUCGUUUUCAAGAGAUUAAAAAGCUCGAACGACAACUGAGGGAAAAAAAUGGAAUGUUAGCAGAGAAUGAGAAUGAAAUUCGAGUGUUAGAGAAUAAGGUAAAAAAACUUCAAGAAAACCUGAAUGUUGCUGAGAGAAAGGCUGAGGAUAUUACGUUUGUUAUGUUGAGGAUGAGGGCAAUACGGGGACUUGAUGCUUGAAUAUUGAACGUACAGAGGACCAAAUUAGUGGUAUUGAAGCCUUCAUCUGAUUUAAAUUUUAUUCCACUUUUAGUCUUUGUUUUGAUGAGCCUUGUUGCAAGGCACUUUAUUCUAUAAACCUAGCGUGCAAUGUGGUCAUCAAAUAACAAUCUACAUUUUGCAUAAGUUUGAAUAGCAAUGUUGCUCAUUUGGUUCCACUAGCUGAAUGGUGUCUCCAAGCAGUCAUGGGAAGCAACAAGUUCAGGGCUGGUGAGACAGGCUUACAUUUAUGUUUGUUGCCAUUCAUUAUUUUUUCAUAUAAUGCAUAUAUUUCAAUGCUGUAUUAUUACAGUAAAUAUGUUUGAUUAAUUUGCAGAUUAUUGUUGAACUCUUUAUGAUUUUGAUGCAUUAUUAUAGAGCAUAAAAUUUAAUGUUUGAGUUUGCCAACUAUUUCAAGUUUAUGAGAUGAUUUUGUAGUGUUUACAACAGUGAGCAGAUGUAGGCUAGUCAUCUUAUAUAUUUUUUGUAGUUUAAGACCUAAUUUUCUUUAGGUAACAUCAAAAAAGGUUGUGUGUUACUGUGACUUUUUCUUUAGCUCGACUCAAGAAUUUUAUUUCGGUGUAUGAUGGAUUUCUACGAUAAUUUUAAUGGUUAACAGGCGAGUUGCUGUUGCUUAGUAUUGAAUUCAUACACUACAGUGGAAGAAUAAACAAAAUAUUUUAACAGGGAAAGGAAUACUUUACAGUUUACACAUGAAAUUUUAAAGUUCAUUUUUAACAAUGUACUGUACCGUACUGAUGUUAGUGGUGGUAUUUAUUUAUUUAUUCCCAGUACUGACUUUUAUGAAUUUUUAAGGAGCUUCAGAUUUUGUUAAUAUUAGUAUUACCAAUAUUUCUCCUCGUAUUGUUCCAUCCUUGCCCCUGUGAAGGGUGCCCCUUCCAAAAUUUUGUACAUACCUGACCCACAUCACUAAAGCUUCCUCCAGUUCUGAAAUCCCUUUUCCUUGAACACUUUUCUUCACACUCCCUCUCCAUUUCCAUCUUCACCAAUGGGUCUAAGUCUGCAGACGGUGUAAGCUACUCUGUUGUUUUCCUAACCACACUUAUGGGUGUCUCCUAUCUCCGGAGCCUAGCAUCUUCACGGCAGAACUUUAUGCUAUUCUCUAUGCUCUUCGUCUCCUGCUUUCUCGCUGUCAGUCCUCUUUUGUGGUUGUAGUUGACUUUCGUAGUGCCCUCAUGGCUCUGGAGUCCUUUCAUCCAGUCCAUCCGGUGGUCAUUGAGAUUCAACAUUGGCUGUUUCUUAUAUCCAGUAAAUUUAAGUCGGUAGAAUUUUGCUGGGUUCCCAGCCAUAUCUCUUUAAAUGAGCAUGCAGACGCUGCCGUUAAGGAAGCUAUCCUCAGUUGUCCCAUCUCUCGUAAAAGUAUUAGUUAUUCUGACUUUUACCCAGUUCAUUCCUCCAUCCUUGCCCAUUGGCAGGGUUAUUACUCCUUAGUGUCCACAUUGUGUUGUUCCCCUUACAGACAUGCAUAUCCUUGUUGAAUGUCCUGCCUUCCAGGAUGAGCGCGUGUCUUGCUUUCCGACUGUCCCUCGCGGUCACUUGUCCCUCGAUAGAAUUCUUGUUGAAUCGGAUACUUUUGAUAUCGUUCGCCUUAUGCAUUUCUGUUCUCAUAUUGGCACCCUUAGUGAUAUUUAGCACCCUCUGAUUAUUCUGCACAUUUGAUGGUGCCACAUAGCCUUCCCGGCUUAGUGCCUGCUUUUGAUAAUCACUUACUUUACAGAUUUCUUCAUGUGAGUUGUAAUUACUGCAAAAUAUAGUGAUGUUUCAUAUACUUUACUUAUAAUACGCAUCUGGGGAUCAUCCCAGACGUAGGUUUGAACCCUCAUCAUGGCCAUGUGGAUUUGUUCUUGUAUUAAGUCAGACUGAUAAUAAGCUAAAAUAGCAUCAUAUGUUGCCAUUUCACAAUGUAUUCCUGUAGCUCAACUAUAUCAUUUGUUUAAAAAAGAAGUUUAGAUUUUGUAUUAAAUUUUCAAGUCUAGGACAAGGCAUGGUGCCAACACCAAGUGCUCACUCUGUACAUUACUUUACAGCAAAUUUACAUUAAUAAAAUUAUAAUGUA
Messenger RNA from Procambarus clarkii (red swamp crayfish), 3571 nucleotides. The record is from RefSeq and is a predicted model, not a curated record. Lineage: Eukaryota; Metazoa; Arthropoda; Malacostraca; Decapoda; Cambaridae.